This is a messenger RNA of Heterostelium album PN500, 2664 nucleotides long. RefSeq lists its product as uncharacterized. Bases 1 to 2664 code for a protein of 887 amino acids. The transcript has 4 exons. NCBI's taxonomy places the organism in Eukaryota, Evosea, Eumycetozoa, Acytosteliales, Acytosteliaceae. Gene Ontology annotation, molecular function: protein binding; RNA binding. Gene Ontology annotation, biological process: RNA processing. The record is from RefSeq and is a predicted model, not a curated record.
AUGUUCAGUAGAGAGUAUAAAGAUGAUGAAGACGAUGAAAUGGAUCAACAACAAGAUGGUGAAAAUGGUGUAGAUAUAAGUUCUGAUGAUGAUGAUAAUGAUUCUUCAGAUGACUCUGAUGAUGAUGAUGAUGAUGACUCUGAUGAUGAUUCAAAUACAGUUUCAAGUGAAGCAAUUGAACAUUUGGAAAUAAAGGUUAGAGAGAAUCCAUAUUCAUUUGAAAAACAUUUGGAAUAUAUAAAUUCAUUGCGUAAAGUUAAACAUGUCGAUAAAGAGAGAUUGAGAUUGGCAAGAAAGUCAUGUCAGUCAGUAUUCCCAUUGCCAGAGAGUGUAUGGUUACCUUGGUUGGAAGACGAAAAGAAUCAAAACGAUCUUGAUUAUCAACAGAUGAUCGAUCUAUUUGAAUUGGCCAUCAAGGAUUUCUUAUCGGUUAGAAUUUGGAUUAAAUAUUGUCAAUACAUUCAAGAGGUGAAUGCACCCAAUUUAAUGUCUACAAAGGAUAUCAAGCAGAGUGAUACACAGCAGUUCAAGACUAUUAGAACGAUCUAUGAGAGAGCUAUCACUUUUUGUGUCGAUCACAUUGUUGAAUCACCAUUGUUGUGGGCACAAUACAGAAUAUUCGAGAUGAACGUUCAGAGUGGAGUCGAUCGAUCACUCCAAGCUGAAUAUCAAUCACAGAUCACCAGAAUCAGACAGAUCUAUCACAAUCAAUUGGCAUGUCCACAAAUAGAUUUAGAGGAAUUGUAUACAAGUUAUUUAGAUUGGGAGAAUGCAUUAAACGAUGACAACAACAAUAGUAGUAGUAGCAAUGAUUAUAAACCAGAUAGUGAUAUAACACUUCAAACCAGAUAUAAAACAGCUCUAAAACAAAUGGAAGAACAUCAAGCGUUCGAAGAGAAACUAACUGGCACCGGUGGUGAUACCGUUGCCAAUUGGCUAGAGUAUGUUCGAUUCGAACAAAAGAAGAAACCGAUGAGAGCUUUGGUGUUGUUUGAACGUGCCAUCUCGAGACAUGCCGAUAGUUGGCAGCUGUGGAGCGAGUAUCUUCAGUAUGAAGAUAGCAAUCGGUUGGUCGAUGACAAUCGUUUGUUUGCAACCUACGAUCGAGCACUUCGAAACAUCUACUGGAGUGGUGACCUCUGGGUACAUUACCUACAGUCGUUGGAGAGUCACUCCAAAGCGAUCGAAAUGUUGGAACAGGUAUUCGAGAGAGCAUUAAUAGCUGGACUGGCAACUAUCAACGACUUUAAAUUGAUAUUCAACGCGAGAUUCGAUUAUCUCUGGAGACACUACAGAUCAACCGUAAAAGAAACAUCAACCAUUCAACUAUUAAGACAACAUUUCCAAAGAUAUUAUGAUUAUUUUAUACAAUUUAAUUCAACAGAAGUAACAAUGGUAAUAAGUGAAUUAUUAUUAUUCUGGGCAAAGUUUGAAUAUAGACAAUUUAAAUCGAUAGAGGAAUCGAGAAAACAAUUUGAUUUGUUGCUCAGUUUCAAUAAGCAGUAUUAUAUAUGUACAGAGUAUAUUGAUAUCGAGUUGGAAUGUGCUGGUUUCGAAAAGUGUAGAACGAUCUAUGGUGAAGCUGCACAUGCCGAAGAUACCACUGCUCAGGUAUUCCAAGAUUGGAUAGAUUUCGAACGUUUGUAUGGUGAUUUGAAACAACAGCAACAUGCACUCUCUAGCUACCAAAAGUGGUGGGCCAAACAAGAAAAGGUAAUCGCAGAGAAUAUGGCACGUGAACAGAAACGUAUGGAAGAUGCAGAGAGAAAGAGAAAGUUGACUGAUGAAAGAUCAAAUAGUAAUAAUGAUAGAAAGAGACAAAAAGGUGAAAAAGGAACAAAGAAUAAUAGGAAUAGUGAUAAGAAUAAUAAUAAUAAUAAUAAUAAUAAUGGUAAACCACCAAGAGAAGAAAGAAAACCAAAGAUUGAUUUAAAGAAAGUUUUAUUUGUUUCCAAUAUAUCGUUUGCAACCACUGUCGAGCAAUUGAUAGAGUUGUUCAAACCGUUUGGUGAGUUGGAUCUUACAGAGAUUGUUACCGAUAGGAAAGGACGUUCCAAAGGUAUUGCUUUCGUCGAGUACAAGCUGGGUGAGAGUGCAGCCAAAGCACUGGAACAAGUCAAUGGUCUCGAACUCCAGGGAUUCAAACUAAAGGUCGAUUACUCCACCAAGAGACAUCAACAACGUCGUCAAGAAGAGAAACAACAGUUGGAAGCUGCUGGCGGUAUCACACCAAUGGAUACGACAACCGGUGGUGCCGGUGCCGAAACCGAAGAAGGCAAGGAAAUUAACUAUGCCAACACCGAGGGUAAAACACUGUUUAUCAACAAUUUGGCCAAGACUGUUACCAAAGAGAAGAUGGAAGAGUUCUUCACUGGCAAAGGAUUCGAAUGGACAGAGAUCAGAUUGAUAUCGAAAGCCGGUGGUAGACCGUUUGCCUACAUGGAUUUACCGGAUCAAGAGAACGUAGAGAAAGCACUCAAGAUGAAUCAAAAAUACUUUAUGGGCAAGAUAUUGAAUGUCGCUCGAUCGAAACCACCCGGUGGUGGCAAAGCGCCAAUACCAGCCGGUCAAGUAACAAAACCAACUGCCUCAGCAGCAAAUAUUCCUACAAGAAGACCAACUUUAUUAAUUCCAAGAGGAUUAACUAAAAAGACAAAUCAAUAA